Messenger RNA from Prorocentrum cordatum, 2372 nucleotides. Lineage: Eukaryota; Dinophyceae; Prorocentrales; Prorocentraceae. The record is from the annotation of a GenBank genome assembly.
CCUCUGUCAUCCUCCUCAUCUUCGUCGUCGUCGUCGCCGCCGUCGCCUCUGCCGCCUCCGCCGCCACCACUGUCAUCCUUUUCGUCUUCGCGGUCGUCGUCGUCGUCAUCGUUGUUGUCGUCGUCGUCGUUGCGGUCGUCGUCGUGGUCGUCGUCGUCGUCGUGGUCGUCGUCGUCGUCAUCGCCGUCGUCGUGCGCAGCCGUUUUGGCUGAAGCCACGUUGACUCAAGUGCAGCAUAGCGACUCCCGAGCCAGCACGCAUUGGGCAGUUGUCUUUGCCGCUCCACUCGCUGCAGUGGGUUCCGGCGCAUCAUCUGUGAAGGACGCGAAGAAGGUCAUCGCCGACACGAGCGUGGAGGACCUGAGUGCGGGUCUGGGAGAGCUGUCUGCUGAGGAGAAGGCGAAGCUCCUCGCCGCACUCCAGGGCGGCUCCAGCGGCGGCGCGGGCCUGGUCGACGUCUCCUCGCUCACGAAGAUCGCCAAGGAUGACCUCGGCCUCCUGCCGCAGCCGGCCGCCCCCAAGUUCAAGGGCGCGGUCAUCCAGAUCUACGUGCGGGACCAGCCCUACGGCGGCGCUGACAAGAGCUCCAACGGCCACCGCUACGACUCCGUUCCGUUUGCCAACGGCAUGAUCAUGGCUGGCAUGAGCUGUCAGUUGAUCCACUACGUUCACCAGGAGCACGAUAAGUUCUUCGAGGUUGCCGCCAAGUUUGACUUCCUCAUCGUCCGCUGCAACCCGGGUCAGAUCAAGGCCGACGGCGGUGACCAGCAGAAGUUCGAUGACGCCAUUAUGGGCCUGCGCGCGAAAGGCAUCCAGGCCUGGCCCUCGCCCACCGUGAUGGAGAAGAUGGGCGCCAAGGACGCCCUUUGCAAGAUCGCCAAUCUCAACAUCGGCCUUGAGGACACUCUGGCGUACUACGACGAGGAGUCAUUUGCUGCGGGCUUCAAGAAGACCAUGGCCUUCCAGCCGCGCGUGAUCAAGCAGAACCGCGGCUCUGCGGGCGAGGGCAUCUGGAUCAUCAAGCUGAAGGAGGGCAACUACUGUUCGACUUUCGGCGAGCGCAGCUGCGAGGACGGCGAGGUUCUGGACAUGAUGGAGGCCAACGACAACCAUUCGGAGGAGCACACCGUGGGGGAGUUCAUCGAGUUCUGCGUCAAUGGCCGCACCGACAAGUCCGGCACGUGGACGUCCAAGGGUGUGGGCAAGUAUUUGGAGGGUGGCAAGGAGGCUGGAGGCCAGCUCGUGGACCAGCGCUUCUGCCCCCGCAUCGUGGAGGGCGAGCUGCGCUACAACUGCAUCGGUGGUGUCCUCGUCGGCAUCAUCCACAAGAAGCCCAAGGAGGGAGGAAUCUCCGCCGUCGGCGGCACGGGCUCCAUCUACACCUACUACGGCCCAGAUGAGGUCAAGUUCGCGAACCUCACCAAGAAGUUCCUGACGGACGACCUGCCGCUGGUCAUGCCCGCGCUGGGCCUCGCAGAGGAGCCCAUCCCGCUCUGGUGGACCACUGACUUCAUUCUCGCCUCGCCCGAGGGCACGCCCGCUGAGGAGGAGAAGUGGAUCGUGGGGGAGUUCAACUGCUCGUGCGUCGGCAUAUCCAAGUGCCUCGCGGCUUACUGCAAGGACGACACCCCAGAGGCCAAGUUCACCGACAUCACGGGUGAGGACAUGGAGGCCGUGAACGACUACGCGAAGAAGUUGGGCGAGGUUGCCUUGAGCAUUCUGGACAAGGCAAAGGCUUAGUCGGGCCAGGUGAUGCAGGGAUGCAUAGCACGUCGCUCCUGCGCCUGCUUCGUUUGCUCUGGUGGAUGUGGCGCGGCCAGCUUGCAGCUGCCGGGCACAAUACGUGCUUACUCACCUGUUGUUUUUGGAACUUUCGCCACCGCUCUGCGGACCUUUGUCGCACCAGAGCCGCGCGCUUGAGGCCGUUCGUCGGCCUCGCGGUUUCCACGCGUUAGACGCAGUUUUGCUUCAACAGGGUGCGCAGUCACAUCAGGAGGUCAUGAGGAACGGGAUUUGGACAGUGACCUCUAGGGUCAGUUUGACUCGGACCCCGAAAGUCACUACCUCAGUUUGGAGUUGCUGGACUCGCAUUUUGGCUUGGUACCGCCCAUCAGCUGCGAUCCCAUCGGAAUUUGGUGGGCGGGGCUGGGUUCUGCUUCGCGGCGCCGCUGACUGACAAGCAAGCCGCUGCCUGCUCGUGACGCAGCUAAUACGAUAUGUUUCGCUGCCUGGCAGCGCGAGGUCGUCGUCGCCGUCGUCGUCGCGGUCGUCGUCGCGGUCGCCGUCGCCGCCGCUGCCGCCGCCGCCGCUGUCUUCCUCUUCGUCGUCGUCGUCGUCAUCGCCGCCGCCGCCGCCGCUGUCUUCCUCCUCGU